AUGCAUUUCUCCAUCCCCUUGCUGGCCCUCGUGCCCACGGUCCUCGGCCACGGCCUCAUCCAAACACCUCCGUCCCGCCCCGUAGGCUCCGCCAUCAUGUCCGCCUGCGGCAACGGCGUCGUCGCCCAAAUUAAAGCCGACAACACGUCGCACGUCGAGGGGCUCCCGGAAGCCGCCGCAAAAGACAAAGCGUACCAAGCCGCCAAAUGUAACCUCUGGCUCUGCAAGGGCCUGCAAUUCGCCGACAACGCCAACAACACGCAAACCUGGACGGCGGGCCAAGUUGUGCCAAUCAAGGUUUGGGUUCGCAUUCCGCACGAGGGCAGCGCGAACGUAAGUAUUGUGGAUACCAAGUCAAACAAGAUUAUUGGGGAUAUGUUGAAGGUGUGGAGUAAGGGAUAUGCGCCUGGGAAUACCGAGGCUGGUGUCCCGAAGGAUCAGAAGGAGUUUAGUGUCACGAUUCCAACUGGAUUGGAGGAGAAGUGUGCCACCGCUGGUGAUUGUGUUCUUCAAUGGUGGUGGUAUGGCACUGGUGCUAAGCAGACUUAUGAGUCUUGCGUGGACUUCAUAAUCGCAAAGCCGGCUGUUAAAGAACGCAUGUUCAAGGCUUAGGUUAUGUCGCUGAGCGAAGAAGGCGAUUAGGUUACGUAAGACAGGCUUCAAGAGCAGUAAUCGAAUAGAUUCGGAUUCAACCACAUUCUCAACCCCACCCUAGAAAUUCAGGAAUUCUUCAUUUCAUCAAUAUGUGGAAUGCGAUAUCUUUGUGUCCGGAAGCUCAAGCUGCCGUUGUGUGACGUUGAAGAGGCAGUUGCAGAUCUGGG
This is a messenger RNA of Lindgomyces ingoldianus, 821 nucleotides long. RefSeq lists its product as uncharacterized. The record is from RefSeq and is a predicted model, not a curated record. The transcript is spliced from 2 exons. The coding region runs from base 1 to 612 and encodes 203 amino acids. Lineage: Eukaryota; Fungi; Ascomycota; Dothideomycetes; Pleosporales; Lindgomycetaceae.